Fopius arisanus is the source of this 4788-nucleotide messenger RNA. RefSeq names its product papillote (gene pot). Bases 193 to 3048 code for a protein of 951 amino acids. The record is from RefSeq and is a predicted model, not a curated record. The transcript has 6 exons. NCBI's taxonomy places the organism in Eukaryota, Metazoa, Arthropoda, Insecta, Hymenoptera, Braconidae.
ACGAGCGUCGUUGCCGCGGAUCGGCCAACAGUCCCGAUUGUUUCACCGUACCUGUCACACCUGUGCAAUUCGCGCUUGUUUUUUCGGUAAUUGUUCCUUCCACUGGAGGUGAUUAGCGGGAAACACAAAGGGCAUGAAGCCAUGACGUAGCCUACAUCAACAUUGGGAAGAGGUGAUACUUGGGAAAAAAUCAUGAUGUGGCUGGGUUUGACAUUCCUGCUGGUUGCUAUUAGACUCGAGGGAGUCUGUGGCCAGAGCAACUAUGCCUCCCAGGGGAAUAGCAUUGAGUAUCAGCCAGGACUACCACCGAGUACAAUACUCGAUGGAAAAGUUACCAAACUCGAUGAAUUGUCACCGAUAAUAUUUUUAAAUCGAACAAAGGCGUAUCUCAAUUGCAGCCAAGGUAGUAUGGAAGUCGAGUUGAAAUUUGAAGAGCCUUUUUAUGGAGUUGCCUACGCGGAUUUCGAUAGAAACAGCGCGUGCUUCGUCAGGGGACGUGGGCUGGAUCAUGCCAAGUUGGAGUUGCCUUUGAAAGGAUGCGGUACCAAACAGGAUCCCCAAAGAGUCUUCACCAACAACAUCGUUGUGAGGUUCCACCCUGGACUGGAAAUGGACGGAGACGAGGUCAUUACGAUAAUCUGUCGAUACCCACCACCCAUUACCCCAAGACCUGGACCUGCUGAACCACUACCAAAUCUUCCUCCAACAGCAGCUCCGCCCUUGAGUCCUCUGAAUGGACUCCAAAUUUUACUGACCAUCUGCGCACUUCUCUUCCUCUCUCUGUUACUGCUGGGUCUGGGUUGCUCGUACCUGUGCCUGAAACGGCGUAACGUACGUGUGAUCCAUAGACAUCCGCUGGAGAGUGCGUCAGGCUCUGAGAUAACAAAGCUCUCGCAGUCGUCACUUGGUCACAUCUCGAUGUUCGAGGGUCUGAAAAUUCCUCGAGCGCACGCCUUGCUGCAUGCAACAGCCUCAUCCUCAGGCAGCGAAGCUAACCUGGUGAUUGACCACUCGGAUACACUUCCGAGCGACUACCCGAGCGAGAGUCACUCAGAGGUAGGAAUCGAGACAACUCAUGCGUACGGUUUCGAGGAGGUGAUUCACUCAAGCAGAUCAACGACAUCCCUGACCCCAGGGCUGUCGCACAUCGACGACAUGCGGUCACUGCCGCUGUCCUCCGCUGGUUCCUACGACAACAAAGGAUUCGUUCACACCCAGGAGAGGGCAGCCAGUAGUCUCUAUUCGGAGACGAUCGCCGAUGUGGAGACGUCGGGACUGACGAGUGUGACGGCGUCGCGGGUGUCAGUACCCCGUCACCCAGUGGCCGUUCCCAUCGAGCCCAAGUUCGAUGUGCAGAUGAGAGUCAAAAGAGCACCACCACCUCCUCCCAGUCCCCUUCCAUCGGAAUCCGAUGCAAGUACAGCCCUCGAGAGGAAUCUCACGACAAUUCUCGAGAGGGAGGAGACGACGCGCUCCAUGGAGACAGCACCUCCCAGGAUGACGACGUUCUCUUACGUACCCGAGUUGCACGGGCCCCCGAGCACAAUUUCCAGGCAACAGACGCCUCCUGUUUAUUCCAGAAUUCUGAGGAAACAGGCGGAGCGAGAGAGUUACGAAGUGACACAGCACGGACCGUCGGCGACCAUCCACCGACCGAGAACUCUCAAAACUCUCGAUGAGUUUAGUGAAAUGAGGACCACCGAGGUGACGGAUGCUUCUCAUGCCAAGUACAGGGUGGCUAGUAUUCUUGCUCCGACACCACCACCACCUCCGCCCAUCGCCCCGACGCAUGCCGUCGUACAGCAAAGGGAUCACGUCAGGGAAGAAGUCGAGCCACUCGUCGAGCCUAUCGUAUCUCCCAGGAGACCUGAGAUUACCACUCAUGAAGUGGAUGAUGUAUUCUUGAGGACUGUCACCGAGAAGAAGACCAUUGAGGACGUCGAGCGACACAGGAGACAAGUCACUGAGUAUCGCGCAAGGCCCCAACCCGAUCCCAAAUGGGACGUAACCAUCAGAAACUACCCGACUCACGAGCUACCCCCGGCGCCGCCCCAGUGGGAGAACUUCUCGGACGUGAGUUCCGCCUCGAAUUUGACUCUAACGAACGAGCCCCUGCGCCACCUGGACGACCUGGACUCGACGAUUCAGCCGACAUACUCUCGCGCCGAGAUGCCGUCGAGAUCGCCAAUGGGUCUCGACGACGGCGACGACAACUGGGAGACGCUAUCGCGUGUUCUAGAGCCACAGUACGCAGGAGAACUGACGGAGGACGAUCGCCAGAAGUGGCGAGAGGUGAUCACAACAGAGAGCACUCUAAGAACCCUGUUGCACGAGGCCGUGGUCAAAGAGGACUACGAGUUGAUAAGGAAAGACGAGAGGUAUCAGACGCUCUUCCCAGAGACGAAAUGGGACGUCAUUAUCCGGAUCCUGAGUCCUCCGGCGACGUCGAUAGGCUCCAGCAAGAGCGGCCAGAGAUAUAAGAGGGGUAAAGGCUCGGAGUGGGACAGCAGGUCGAGGAGGUCCUCCUUGCCGACGCUUUACGAGUACGACAGCGAUGGAGGGACCUCCAUAAGGACUCACGACGUACCUGGAGUGCCCUCCGACAGGCGACGACUCUCCUCCGCCAGGGGUGGGAGUGAAGUAGAUCUGAGGUCCAUGUCUGAGACCAUUCGGGAGUUUAAAAUGCAAAGGGACGAUGUCAGUCUCAGUUCUUAUGACGCUGACUCGAUCGUUAGGUCUCUCAGUCAGCCCAGUCUGGUGAGAUCAGGCUCUGAGUUCACGGAACACUGGGGUCUUCCUGCUAGGAAUCUCAGGGCCUGGGCCCCUGAACCGGAGGAAACCGCCAGCUCACCCGAAACAACCCCUAGGGCUGUCAGGAGAGGUGAUCGGGUCGAGAUCAUGACCUCAUUUAACUCGGGACCUAGACAGAGCACCAGUGGACUCACCACUUUCGCCAGGUCUAGGUAUUCUGAGAGGGAAACUGUCAGGGUUGAACAGCCCAGGUCCAGCUGGUUCAAUGAUGAUUCUGAACCGGAGAUGCAGAUUUAAUGGCGAAUCGAAAUACUUGAACUUGGUACAGGCCAAAAUCACGAGCUGGGAACAAUGGGGGAGAAUUAUUUAUGAGCUUUAAAUUUAUUUGGGAUUAAUAAAUUUGGUACGAAUUUUUGGAGUAGAUGAGUUGUGAAUUUGAAUUGAAGAUACAAAAUUCGGUGAAUUUUUUAUAAAUUUACAUGAUUUCGAAGAAUUCGGCAAAUGUAGGUCAUCACUCAACACGUGAUUUUGGCCUGUUAAGCCGAUCGAUUUAUCGAAUAGAAACACUUGUUACAUUCAUCACUGCCCAGAAAUAUUUUAACUGAUGGUAGAGACAGAAUUCAGCCAGAACUCUGUCACCCCGACGUUCAUGAAAAUGCAGAAUCGUCACAAGUCACUUUAGCAACACAUUUCAACUGCCCGAACGAUUCCUUCGAAUUGCCAAUUCUUUUUUCGAAUCGAUCUUCUUGGGUCGAUCGCCGGACUUUCCACUUGCCACUCGUACCGGAGAGCGUCUUUUGAUAACUUUUUUUAAUGAAAAAAAUCGAGUGGGACUGUAGAGUCCGGCUGUAGCAUCUCCGUCGCGACGAUCGUGUACAAGAGGAAAUUAUCGUGACGGAGAUGUCAGGAGAUGUCCUUUAGUCGCGUAACACUUGGCUUCCUAAUAAGAACCUCUCAAAUAAAAUAAAUAUCAGUAAAUUGCCAAUUACCCACGAGCGCUAGUGAUAAUAGUUACAUAGGAAAAAGAAAAAAAAUGUUAAAAUAAACGAAAGCUAUUAAAAACAACGGUGCUGGGUGCUUCCUAAAAUAGGAAUACGGUAGGUGGUAAGAAUUUUUUUUAUGAACAUGAACAUAACUUCCUAUGAAUGGAAUAAACAAAAACAGUUGAUGCUGAAUAAAAGAAUGGCAUUGUGCAAUAGGAUGAGGGAUCACCGGGCCUGAUUGUCCGGGAGGAAUAUAUCGAGGAGAAAAAAUAUAUAAAUGAGGUGGAAAAAAAGGUAAUUGGGUCGGCUGAUGCUGCGAUUUCACCGGCACCAGUGGAAAUCGCCAGGAAGUAGAGAAAAUGUUUAAUUCACGUCUUCCGGAGAGUUUGUUCAUAAAUUUUCGACCAUGAUCCCUUAAUUGAACGAACUUGUUUCCUCUUGCCGAUUUUUAUUAGAUUUAUUGUGAGUUUAAUUCUGCUGAAUAAUCAAAUGAACAGGAAAAGGGUUUCAAUUCUUCGGAAACUUGAUAUUAUAAAUCAUCAUUUGAUCGUUUUUUAAUAAAAAAAAGUUGAAAUAAUUGGAACACAAUGUACCGAUUAAAUAAAAUAAUAAAUCCAAUUGAAAAUUAUAGGAAUCUUUGAUUAAAUGGAGUUAUUGAUCUCAAAGAUGAAUAAUAAAUCUUUCAAUUCUUUCCGAAUUAAUAAAAUGAAAGAAAAAAUGCUGUCUUUAAUUGUCAUGGAUAAUUAGGAAUGGUAAAUUUGAUUUAUCUCAUUUUACGAUUUCACUAUUGAUUUCUAUCCUCUCUCAUUCCACUAUCAAACUCUCAACGUAUAGGUGCUAGGUUUGUAAAUAAACAAUGUCGAAAUGCCGGAGAUGAUAGGAGUAACCGUAAAGAGGAAAAAAUAAAAUUCGACUCAGGUAACUACACUAGUUCCGAAAUUCACCCACGAAAAUGAAAACUAACUCCGCAAUCUAAAAGUUUCAACUCCCAGCAAACUUGUAUAUUCACUGUAUCGGAAUUUAACACAUGGAAUAAACAAUAAUGCUUCUACUA